AUGUCCUACUACGAUUUGGACGCCAUCCUCACGGAUGCAGAGAAAGUACCAUGCAAAUUCGAGAUUGAGGUGCCAGAGUUGGGCUAUCUCGACAACAAUCCGUCACAACCGCUGAAGGCGAAUACUGCAGUCUCACUGCCGCUAUGGCUUGCUGAGCUCUUGGCUUUAGCUAACCGGUCUGCCAAUUCUCAAGACACAGCUCCAUUUCUCACCCUUUCCAUGCCGGCUACGCUUUCGAAUGAAGUCAUCUCAGCCCUCAAAGCCGAUCCGCGCGCCGUGCCCCUCCGUGACCAGUCGCAUAAUUUCUACGCCCUAGCGACGCGAAUGCUGGAUCUGUUCGAGGAGCCAGGCAUGUGUGCCGUACUACGAAGGACAUUUGUCACAAGAGCAGGAGAAACAGCAUUGCAUGCCAGAAAAGCCGGUGCCAGUGAUGACCACAACCCAGCGGGAGGAGGAGACUUUACGCGAGGCCUAGAGGCUUGGGAACGAGCCCUGUUCGUACGCGCGCAUAACGGCGCCAAGGAUUCCAAGGACUGGAUGGCAGGCGUCAAGAAAUGA
Messenger RNA from Pestalotiopsis fici W106-1, 558 nucleotides. RefSeq lists its product as uncharacterized. Gene Ontology annotation, cellular component: GINS complex. NCBI's taxonomy places the organism in Eukaryota, Fungi, Ascomycota, Sordariomycetes, Amphisphaeriales, Sporocadaceae. Bases 1 to 558 code for a protein of 185 amino acids. The transcript is spliced from 2 exons. The record is from RefSeq and is a predicted model, not a curated record. Gene Ontology annotation, biological process: mitotic DNA replication initiation.